This is a messenger RNA of Penicillium diatomitis, 447 nucleotides long. RefSeq lists its product as uncharacterized. The record is from RefSeq and is a predicted model, not a curated record. NCBI's taxonomy places the organism in Eukaryota, Fungi, Ascomycota, Eurotiomycetes, Eurotiales, Aspergillaceae. The transcript has a single exon. Bases 1 to 447 code for a protein of 148 amino acids.
AUGACCGUGCUUUUUAUUGCUGCAAUUUCUCCUCGACAAUGCAAAGCGCAGGAGGGAGCCCUUGUCUGGCUGUUGUCGCUUCCACGCCAGCAUGGCGCAUGGCUAUGCACUGAUGCACUGUUAGCUUUGCUGCUGGCUCUGCUGGCACCAGUCAGAGACACUGCUGGGGACCUGCCAACAAGCGGUGAUGACAUCGGCCCCAUUUGGUUUGCGAAAUUGCAAAGGGUGGACACGGCGGAUGCGCCCCGAGUGGAUCGAAGUCCCGCGAUUGUGACCAGCGGGAGGAGAAUCGGUGCUUCGUUGAGUCCUCUCUCGGUUCACGAUGAAAGUUUCAGCCUUCCAGCGGUGAGGCUAGCGCCGACCCCCCCCCCGGCCCUUGGCGGAGACACCAUUCAGCACCUGGAACCCAUGAUUGGGUCCUACCACGGCACUGACGCUGCAGGAUGA